Molecule: messenger RNA, 3200 nt
Organism: Ochotona curzoniae (black-lipped pika)
Lineage: Eukaryota; Metazoa; Chordata; Mammalia; Lagomorpha; Ochotonidae
Product: signal-regulatory protein beta-1-like
Exons: 6
Coding region: 1358-2587 (409 amino acids)
Biological process (GO): positive regulation of phagocytosis; positive regulation of T cell activation
Cellular component (GO): plasma membrane
Source: RefSeq, a predicted model, not a curated record
GAGAAGAAAAAAGGAUAAGUCAAAAAGUAAAGAAAAUCUUUUUGGGCACAGCAGCCUGCAGGACUGGGCUUGGCUGAGUGUUGGGCUCUUCAACCAUAGACCAAGGAGCUCCUCCUUACAGAAAGCGUUUAAGCAUCACGUACACUGCUUUAAUCGGCCACUGCUUUGGGAAUACUCUCUGAACAUUCUCUCCGCCCCCGCCCCCGGCUUUUUGCUUUUGUGGUUUUCUACUGUUUUGUCCUCAACCUUGGAGAUGCUGUCCCUUCCAUGCCCCAUGACAUGCAUUCCUCACUUCUGCUCUGGGCUUUUGAUUCCCACCAUGUCUCUUUUUCUUGCCUUAGAAUUUCAGCCUUGCGGCUUUCAUUUCCUCACUGUUCCAGCCUGUUUUCUACUUUUCCUUCCAAAGCACUUUGCAUAUUGUGGUUUCAUUUAUUUUCUCAAUUCUGGUCUGGCAAUUGCAACAUUUCUGCCAUACACUACUUUGGUUCUGGUUCCUGUUCCAUGUUCCCAUGGUGUAUUUUGCUUUUCAAUAGCCUUGUCGCGUAUCCUAAUAGCUGGAGUUGACAUACGUGCUAAAGCUAACUGCCAUCAACAGGCCUUCUGUGGUGUGGUGGGGAGGAGGGAGCAUCCAAAGUCCAUGACUAGGGCUUUUGGUUAGCAGUGUGCUGUGAAUGUCACAAGGGCAUCACCAUGUCCCCCACUCUACCCUGCCACAUUAGAAGGACCAGGAUGGCUGGGGGAGCUGGAGCUGUGUAAUUUUUAGCCACCAUGUACAAGAAUAGGAAGGUACAGUGACUCCUAGGCAUUACCUGCUUGGAUCAAGGUCUUCGUCCUGGCUCUCUCCUCACUCUCAUGGCACACGGUGGUGACUGGAAUGGGUUCUACAACAAGGAUCUGGUCCAGAGCAGACCUGGUUCUUCUCCCGUACUGAGCAGGUCCAGGGGUCCCUCCUCCUGCUGCUAGCUUAUAGGGAGUCCCUGUUGAAGCUGGCACAGAGCCAAGCCACAAGCCAACCACAUUCCAGGGCUUUGGAAGUUGGAGUACAGCCUACAACCACAAAUCUUUUCUGUGUGGGACUCCCAAGUAGGAAGUUAGCAAGAAGACUUCAAGAUGCCUCAAAGGACAAAAUGGAAGGGGUUCACACCCUAGGCAAGAAGGAAGCACUGCUUCUGCUGUCCUAAUGUCUCUGAAAAUCAAGAAUGAGAAACUACAAGCCAUGCAGCCGGAAACUGUUUGCUAUUGCAGCUAGUUCCUCUCGUGGUGGUGUGGCAGGCACAGCACUCUUCCCUCCCCAGAGUAGCCCAGGAUCCCUGCCAGCACAGACCUUUGGACCAGGCAGGCUCCUCAAGUCUGCGUCAUGCCUGCCCCUGCCUCCCAGCCCCACCAUCCUCAUCCUUUCCUGCUGCUGACUCUACUGCUGGAACUGACAGCAGGGGCAGCAGAGGAGGAGCUGCAGGUGACUCAGCCUGACAAGUCCGUGUCAGUGGCAGCUGGAGACUCGGUGACCCUGCGCUGCAGAGUAAACACCCUGCUGCCCGUGGGACCCAUAAGGUGGUUCAAGGGGGCUGGGCCAGACCGGAAGAUGAUCUAUGACUACAGAGGACUCCAGUACCCCCGAGUGACAACCCUUUCAGACCUCACAAAGCGACAGAACAUGGAUUUUUCCAUCCGCAUCAGCAACAUCACCACGGCAGACACAGGCAUCUACUACUGCGUGAAGUUCCAGAGAGAGAGUAUAGGAGUUGUGGAGUUUAAGUCUGGACCCGGCACACAGGUGUCUGUGCAAGCCAAACCCUCCAACCCUGAAGUGACAGGGCCCAUGGCCAGGGCAGCCCCUGAGCAGACCGUGAGCUUCACCUGCAAGUCCCAUGGCUUCUCCCCCCGCAACAUCAGCCUGAGAUGGUUCAAGAACGGGAACGAGCUCUCGGCCUUGCAGAUGAGCGUGGAGCCUGCGGGAGAGAGCGUCUCCUACAACAUCUCCAGCACCAUGCAGGUGAUCCUGACCAAUGAGGACGUGCACUCUCAGGUCAUCUGUGAGGUGGCCCACGUCACGCUGCAGGGGAGGCCUCUUCUGCGAGGGACUGCCAACUUGUCUGACACCAUCCGAGUUCCCCCAACGAUGGAGGUCACACAACAUUCCACGGGGGGAAGGACUCAGGUGAUCAUCACCUGCCACGUGGACAAGUUCUACCCCAAGAGCAUGCGGCUGACCUGGCUGGAGAAUGGAAACGUGUCCCGGACAGAGAUGGCAUGGACGGAGGUGGAGAACAAGGAUGGGACUUAUAACCGCACAAGCUUGAUCCUGGUGAACAACUCCGCCCAGAGGGAUGAGCUGGUGAUUUCCUGCCAGGUGGAGCAUGACGGGCAGCCGGCGGUCACCAGAAGCCACAUACUGCAGGUGUCAGCCCAGCCCAAGGAGCUCGACACAAAUAUCAUUCUCGCUGUCAUCCUUCUCCACAAGGUGCUGCUGGUGGUCCUUGUCUCUGCCAUUCUUGUCUUCAAGAAGCACAAGACCUCAGGGUAUCCAGGAAGAACAACCCCAAGGACAGCACAGAGGCAGCAGACAGUCCUUGAAGAUGAGCAGUAAUCCCUGUGGGAGUGUUUCCUCAUAGUUCCUCCUGUCCUCCCCUGCCACAAGGGACCUUGUUCUGAGGGGCUCAGCCCAAUGAAGGAAUCCUUGAGAGGCUUGUGUAAACUCUGCUCUGUUCAUUUCUCUUCCUGGGACGUCCACCUGCCUACGGCUCCUGCUCCUCCUUCCUGACCUCCUGGACAGCUGGGUCUGCAUUUGUGGUCCUGGCAAGGGUUGUGGUAAUUGGCUCUGGACCCUGACUCUUGGCACCAUCCCAGGAGCUGAGCAACAAGGCAGUUCUAAACUAUCAGAACAUUUCUUGUCAAGACCACAUUGGCCUUGACCUUGAGCCACAGGUUCUGGGAAACCCUCUGUAGAGCUAAUCCAUCUGGAGGCAUGUUUGGUGCAGCAGGUAAGAUGCUGCUGGGGAUGCCUUGGUCAUGCCUGGUCAAAAUGCCUUGUUCAAGCUCCAGCUCUGUUUGGAGCUCCCGCAAAUGAAUGCUCCCCCUGGAGGCAGCAGGUGAUGGCGCAGAUACUGAGUCCCUACCAUCCCACAUGGAAGAAGAGUGCUGUUUCCUAAAACCCAGUUCUGGAUGUUGUGGGCAUUUGGGGAAUAAACCAGCAGAUGGAA